UAGUACAUGGAUGUCAAAUCCCGUAACUCAUGGGAUUAUUCAAAGAUUACAGAUAGCAUUACUUAGAGUAGAUAAGAUUAAGGAAUGAAAUCAUGGGCCGGACACAAGGCAGGGUAUAUAAUUGCUGUUAAUAUCUUCAGGCUGAUGGUGUGCUUUCCUAUUAGUAACUAAUCCAUUAACAAUUGUGGAAUGGUCCGUUGUAGAUUGCCGCCGCUUUAGACUAAAAAAUGUUGAGCCGGCCUUCUCUGUUUCCAUAUCUGUCUAUCUGUACUGUCCACUCGACAUUACAUCUUGUGGGGGAGGUCAAUGGACGCGACGAUUUGACCAGUUUAUUUGUUGACUGACUAACUAGAGGGGAACAAGACAAGUCACCCUCGCGGGGUUGGCACUUUGGCUGACCAACCCUAGAUUGCCGCUUUAGACUACAAAAGAUGUUGAGCCGGCCUUCUCUGUUUCCAUAUCUGUCUAUCCGUACUGUCCACUUGACAUUACCUCUUGUAGGGGAGGUUAAUGGACGCGACGAUUUGACCAGUUUACUUGUUGACUGACCAACUAGCGGGUGACACGUGUUGUCACCCUCGCGGGGUUGACUCUUUGACUGACCAACCCUAGCUCGGAAAUGCUGCACAGAGGUAGCCCUACACUACCCCCGCGACAUCUGGUUUUAAAAAAAAAAAGGGUGACUCAUCUACUAUCCACCAGUCCUGUGAUUUGUUUAGGUGUGGUUUAAGAAUUCUAUAUUGAAAAGUGUUGACAUAGUAAAACGGAACAUGAUUUAUUCCGUAUUCCCAUACAUCGUACAGUACUGUGCUUCUCUGUAUAUACAUGUGCCGUGUGUGAUUGUCAGUGAGAGAGAGAGAGAGAGAUAGAGCUUGGAGGAAGCUGGUAUGGCAGUGGGAAUAGCAAAAGGGAGUGAAGUUGCAGCAGGGGAAUACAAUGGGAGGGUGACUUCAUUUGUAGUGUUAUCUUGCAUGAUGGCUGCCAUGGGAGGAGCCAUCUUCGGCUACGACAUCGGUAUUUCAGGUGGAGUGACUUCCAUGGAGCCAUUUCUAAAGAAAUUCUUUCCGGACGUGUACGUUAGGAUGGAAGAAGACACCAAGAUUAGUAACUACUGCAAAUUUAACAGCGAAUUGUUGACCUCAUUUACAUCCUCACUCUAUGUGGCUGGCCUUAUUGCUUCCUUCUUUGCCUCAUCUGUCACCAAAGCCUUUGGGCGCAAACCCUCGAUCCUCAUCGGAGGAGCUGCAUUUCUCUCAGGGGCAGCUCUCAAUGGUGCAGCUUCUAAUGUCUACAUGCUAAUCUUUGGCCGUGUCCUGCUCGGUGUUGGUGUUGGCUUUGCGAAUCAGUCAGUCCCACUCUAUCUCUCAGAGAUGGCUCCACCAAGAUACAGAGGCGCAAUCAACACUGGCUUCCAACUCAGCGUCGGUAUCGGCAUUCUCUCAGCAAACCUCAUCAACUACGGCACACAAAAGAUCAAAGGCGGAUGGGGUUGGAGAAUCUCCUUGGCCAUGGCAGCAGUCCCCGCUUCGGUCCUAACUGUCGGCGCCCUCUUCCUCCCCGAAACACCCAACAGCCUAAUCCAACAAAACAACAAUCACCUAAAAGCCAAAUCAAUGUUGCAACGAAUCAGAGGCACCCAAGACGUCCAAUCGGAAUUAGACGACCUAAUCAGAGCAAACGAAAUCUCAAGAAGCGUCAAACACCCAUUCAGGAAAAUCAUUCAGAAGAAGUACAGGCCUCAGUUGGUUAUGGCAAUAGCAAUACCCUUUUUCCAACAAGUCACCGGAAUCAACGUGAUCGCAUUUUACGCUCCCGUUGUUUUCCGGACUAUGGGUAUAGGCGAAAGUGCAUCGCUCAUGUCUGCAGUUGUGACCGGAGUGGUGGGUAUCGCAGCAACGAUCCUAUCCAUGUCGAUAGGCUCGGGAGGAGAGUUCUGCUCAUGGUUGGGGGGAUUCAAAUGUUGGUGUCACAGGUGAUGGUCGGAUGGAUACUAUCAGCUCAGCUAGGGGACCAAGGUGGGGUGAGUAAAGGCUGCGCUGUUUCGGUCCUGAUUUUGAUCUGCGUUUAUGUCGCGAGUUUCGCAUGGUCGUGGGGUCCGUUGGGGUGGCUGAUUCCCAGCGAGAUAUUCCCGCUGGAGAUACGGUCGGCGGGGCAGAGCAUCAAUGUGGCUGUGAAUUUUUUCUUCACUUUUGUUGUUGCUCAGACUUUCUUGGCUAUGCUCUGUCAUCUCAAGUCGGGUAUUUACUUCUUUUUCGGAGGGUGGGUGGCGGUGAUGACCGUGUUUGUCUACUUGUUCUUGCCGGAGACGAAGAAUGUGCCGAUGGAGAAGAUGGAUGGAGUGUGGAGGGAGCACUGGUUCUGGAAAAGAAUUGUGGGGGAGGAGCAUGGAGUGAACAAGAUGGAGGGAGAAAAGACUGAUGGGGACAGUGGAUAAAACCAUCAGUCUUGUGUUUUUUAGUUGAUCGAUUAAGUAUUGUGGACACAAGAAUGGACUAAACAAUCAGAACUAUGUAACCCCAAUCAAUUAAAGUUCUCCUAA
Rhododendron vialii is the source of this 2539-nucleotide messenger RNA. Its product is annotated as hexose carrier protein HEX6-like. The transcript has 3 exons. Gene Ontology annotation, biological process: monosaccharide transmembrane transport. The record is from RefSeq and is a predicted model, not a curated record. Bases 888 to 1976 code for a protein of 362 amino acids. Gene Ontology annotation, molecular function: monosaccharide transmembrane transporter activity. Gene Ontology annotation, cellular component: membrane. Lineage: Eukaryota; Viridiplantae; Streptophyta; Magnoliopsida; Ericales; Ericaceae.